GAGAGGCAGAGAGGCUGACACAGACAGACAGAUUAGACACGCUGGAUUCAGUCGCAUCUCCGCUCUGCUGGCUUUUAUCUUCUCCUUCGUGGUUCCUCCUCCUGCUGGGAUGAAGAUCAAUCCGUCAGGUGAUCCAUGAGGCAGCUGCAGGAGGAGCAGAUGAGUUUCUGACCAGCAGGAAGCCCAAGAUGAAUGUCUAUGUUUGGAGCUGAGAAGCGGCGAGAUGUACGAGGAGAACAGCAGAAGUAGCACCCACAAUGGCUACACCACAUCAGUGGAUGGCGAGGAGGGAGGAGGUGAGGGGGAGGAAGAGGAGGAGGAGGGAGAGGCGGAUGGAGGGGGAGGAACACGAGAUGAGGAAGAAGAGAAGGACGCGGAGUGGGAUGAGGACCUGGAUGGAGGCAAUGAAGGAGGUGUGAGGAUGACGAGAACAGACACGCUUCACUCCACCACCAGUUCCACCGGAACACAGAGAAGAAGAGGACAACACGCAAAGAAACAGGUGCAGGGCAGCAACCAGGUCCAGCGAGCCCCACGAGCGUUGUUCUGUCUGAAGCUCAACAACCCAAUCCGACAAGCCGCGCUUCAUAUUGUUGAGUGGAAACCGUUCGACAUCUUCAUCCUGCUAGCCAUCUUUGCUAACUGCGUGGCUCUGGGAGUCUCCAAACCAUUUCCUGAAGAUGACUCCAACUCCACCAACCAUGACCUGGAACAAGUGGAGUACGUCUUCCUCAUCAUCUUCACCAUAGAGACCUUCCUGAAGAUCCUGGCCUACGGUUUGGUGAUGCACCCCAGCUCAUACAUCCGUAACGGCUGGAACCUUCUGGACUUUGUCAUCGUCAUUGUCGGGUUAUUUAGCGUUGUCCUGGAGACUAUGACUCAUAAAUCAAGCGGUGAGCAAGCGCCCACCCAUCACAUGCCAGGGAAACCUGGAGGUCUGGACGUCAAAGCUCUGAGAGCUUUCAGGGUGCUGCGCCCUCUCCGACUGGUUUCUGGAGUCCCCAGUCUGCAGAUCGUCUUGAACUCCAUCAUGAAAGCCAUGGUUCCUCUGCUCCACAUCGCUCUGCUGGUUCUUUUUGUCAUCAUCAUCUAUGCCAUCAUUGGUUUGGAGCUCUUCAUCGGACGUAUGCAUAGGACCUGUUAUUACAUCGGGACAGAUAAUUUUGUAGAGGAUGAGCCAGUGCCGUGUGCGUUUGCUGGACACGGCCGUCAGUGCAACGUGAACGGUUCUGAAUGUCGGGGGAAGUGGGACGGCCCCAACGGUGGAAUCACCAACUUUGAUAACUUCUUCUUUGCAAUGCUGACAGUAUUCCAGUGCAUCACGAUGGAGGGAUGGACCGACGUCCUAUACUGGAUGAACGAUGCCAUCGGCUUCGAGCUGCCAUGGGUUUAUUUUGUCAGUCUUGUCAUUUUUGGCUCCUUUUUUGUUCUGAACCUGGUUCUGGGAGUCCUCAGUGGAGAGUUCAGUAAAGAGAGAGAGAAGGCGAAGGCUCGGGGAGAUUUCCAGAAGCUCCGGGAAAAGCAGCAGAUGGAGGAAGAUCUUUGUGGAUACAUGGACUGGAUCACUCAGGCUGAGGACAUGGAUGAACUGGAUGAGGACGGAAACUCAAGGCCGUCGCUGGGGGAUCUGUCUGAUAAAAAGAAGAAGUUUGGGUGGUUCAGCCACUCCAAUGACACUCACGCGAGUCUUCCAGCCAGUGAAACAGCUUCGGAGAACACGGAGAACAUCGAUGAAGAACACACCAACUGCUGCCAGGCCUGCUGCUCUCAGGUGAUGAAGAUCAGUUGCUGCCGGGUGCUGCGUCGCUGGAAUCGAGUUUGUCGCAGAAACUGUCGAACUGCCGUCAAAUCGGUGACGUUCUAUUGGUUGGUUCUCCUGCUGGUAUUCCUAAACACAUCCCUUAGUGCGUCCGAGCACUACAACCAGCCCGACUGGUUAACUCAAGUCCAGGACAUCGCCAACAAAGUUCUGCUAUCUCUCUUCACGGUGGAAAUGCUGCUUAAGAUGUACAGCCUGGGUCUGGCACAUUACUUUGUGGCGUUCUUCAACCGCUUCGACUGUUUUGUGGUGUGCGCCGGCAUCAUCGAGACCAUCCUUGUGGAGCUGGAGAUCAUGCCUCCCCUGGGAAUCUCAGUGCUGCGCUGCGUCCGUCUGCUGCGGAUCUUUAAGGUCACACGCCAUUGGACAGCUCUGUCCAACCUGGUGGCAUCCCUGCUGAACUCCAUGAAGUCCAUCGCCUCACUGCUGCUCCUGCUCUUCCUCUUCCUUAUCAUCUUCGCUCUGCUUGGCAUGCAGCUGUUUGGAGGGAAGUUCAACUUCGACGAGACUCAGACCAAACGUAGCACCUUCGAUGCCUUCCCGCAGGCGCUGCUCACCUGCUUCCAGAUUUUAACAGGCGAGGACUGGAAUGUGGUCAUGUAUGACGGCAUCAUGGCGUACGGCGGUCCUGUGUUUCCAGGGAUGAUUGUCUGCAUUUACUUUGUCAUCCUCUUUAUCUGUGGCAACUACAUCCUGCUGAAUGUCUUCCUGGCCAUUGCUGUGGACAAUCUGGCUGGUGGAGAUGGAGAUGACAAAAAGAAAGAUAAGAAGGACGAGGGUGAGGUUGAGGGUGAGGCGGAGGCUGAAGGAGAAGUUAAGGUGGACAUUGAUGAAGAUACUGAGUACGAGGAGGAAGAGGAGCUUCCUGAAGGAGAAGAUGAUGGAGGGGUGCAGCUGAAGAUGGCUGAUCUUGCACCUCCUAAAGAGAAGGUUCUCCCCAUCCCAGAGGGCAGCGCCUUCUUCUGCCUCAGCAAGACAAACCCGAUCCGUUUUGGCUGCCACACUCUUAUCCAUCACCACAUCUUCACCAACCUCAUUCUGGUCUUCAUCAUCCUCAGCAGCUGUUCAUUGGCUGCAGAGGAUCCAAUCAGAGCGCACUCCUUCAGGAACAAUAUCCUUGGCUAUGCUGACUAUGCCUUCACCUCCAUCUUCACUGUGGAGAUCCUGCUGAAGAUGACGGUCCACGGAGCGUUCCUCCAUCAGGGCUCCUUCUGCAGGAACUGGUUUAACCUUUUGGACCUUUUGGUCGUCAGCGUCUCACUCGUCUCCUUCUUCUUGCACUCCAGCGCCAUCUCUGUGGUGAAGAUCCUUCGAGUCCUCCGGGUGCUUCGACCCCUGAGAGCUAUCAACAGAGCCAAAGGACUGAAGCACGUGGUCCAGUGUGUGUUUGUGGCCAUCAGGACCAUCGGAAACAUCAUGAUUGUCACCACGCUGCUGCAGUUCAUGUUCGCCUGCAUCGGGGUGCAGCUCUUUAAGGGUAAAUUCUACCGCUGCACAGAUGAGGCCAAAAGCACUCCUGAACAGUGCAAGGGGACCUUCGUGGUCUACAAGGAUGGCGACGUGAGCCACCCCAUGGUCCGCCAGCGCAUCUGGCUCAACAGCGACUUCAACUUUGACAACGUGUUGAUGGGGAUGAUGGCGCUCUUCACCGUGUCCACCUUCGAGGGCUGGCCCGCGCUACUCUACAAAGCCAUUGAUGCCAACGGAGAGAACUCUGGUCCCAUCUACAACUACAGAGUGGAGAUCUCUAUCUUCUUCAUCGUCUACAUCAUUAUAAUCGCCUUCUUCAUGAUGAACAUCUUUGUAGGUUUUGUCAUCAUCACCUUCAGAGAACAAGGAGAGCAGGAGUACAAGAACUGUGAGCUGGACAAGAACCAGCGUCAGUGUGUGGAGUACGCCCUGAAGGCUCAGCCGCUGAAACUCUACAUCCCCAAGAACCCAGUUCAGUACAAGUUCUGGUCCAUCAUCAACUCAACUGGGUUUGAGUACGUCAUGUUUGUCCUGAUCCUGCUCAACACUGUUACGCUGGCUGUUCAGCACUACGAACAGUCCAAGACCUUCAGUUACGUCAUGGACAUCCUCAACAUGGUCUUCACUGGACUCUUCACUGCAGAGAUGCUGCUGAAGCUACUGGCUCUAAGGCUGCGGCACUACUUCGUUGACGCCUGGAACUCCUUCGAUGCUCUGAUCGUGGUCGGCAGUGUGGUGGACAUCGUGGUCACAGAGUUCAGCAGUGGCGAGGACAGCUCAAGGGUGUCUAUCACCUUUUUCCGCCUGUUCCGAGUGAUGCGAUUGGUCAAACUCCUGAACAAGGGGGAAGGGAUUCGUACCCUACUCUGGACAUUCAUCAAAUCACUGCAGGCGCUGCCCUACGUCGCUCUGCUCAUCGCCAUGAUCUUCUUCAUCUACGCUGUCAUUGGCAUGCAGACGUUUGGGAAGAUAGCCAUGCAGGAUUACACCCAGAUCAACCGAAACAACAACUUCCAGACUUUUCCUCAGGCGGUUCUCCUCCUCUUCAGGUGUGCCACAGGCGAGGCGUGGCAGGAGAUCAUGUUGGCCAGCCUUCCAGGUAAGCGCUGUGACCCGGAGUCGGACUACGAACCGGGAGAGGAGUUCAGCUGCGGCAGCAACAUCGCCAUCGUUUACUUCAUCAGCUUCUUUAUGCUGUGUGCCUUCCUGAUCAUCAACCUAUUUGUUGCCGUCAUCAUGGACAACUUUGACUACCUAACACGUGAUUGGUCCAUCCUGGGGCCUCAUCAUCUGGACGAAUUCAAGAGGAUUUGGUCAGAGUAUGAUCCUGAGGCCAAAGGUCGGAUCAAACAUCUGGAUGUGGUGGCGCUGCUCAGGAGGAUUCAGCCUCCUCUGGGAUUCGGGAAGCUUUGUCCUCACAGGGUAGCCUGUAAGCGCCUGGUAGCCAUGAACAUGCCUCUUAAUGCUGAUGGGAUGGUGACCUUUAACGCCACGCUCUUCGCUCUGGUUCGCACCGCGCUCAAGAUCAAGACUGAAGGUAAUCCUGACCAAGAGAACGAGGAGCUGAGGGCGAUCAUCAAGAAGAUCUGGAAGAGGAUGAAGCCGAAGCUGCUGGAUGAAGUCAUUCCUCCUCAUGAAGAGGAGGAAGUCACUGUCGGGAAGUUUUAUGCCACUUUCCUCAUCCAGGAUUAUUUUAGGAAGUUCAGGAAGAGGAAGGAGAAUGGAAAUGUAGCCGGAGAGUCCGACUCUCCAAAUCCAUCUGCUGUUCAGCUCUGUAAGGCUGGUCUCAAGACCCUGCAGGAUCUGGGUCCGGAGAUGCGUCUGGCUCUGAAUGAAGACCUGGAGGAAGGAGAGGAGGUGGAGGAAAUGAUGGAGGGAGAGGAGUUGGAGAAGAACGCUGGCUAUAAGACGGAGAAUGGAUUUGGGGCAGAGAAUCGACGUGGUUCCUUACUGACCCCUACUGGUGACGGUGGCAUUUCUAAUGGCAGUCUUAUCCACCGAGUUGGCUCCCUCACCAAGAUGGCGAAUGGAAAUGAACGCGACGAGGACCUUCGCCGUGGAGACAGUAUGAGGUCAUCAGCCAGUCGACAUCGCCGGCUGUCCUUAAAGAACGGCCUGCCAGACCACACCCAAAACCGACCGUCGUACUACAAAUAUGGAAGGAGAGACUCCUGGAGGAAUGGAGACGUGGGCGUUUACGGAGAGCACGGUUACUACAGCCGAGAGGAAGACAACGAGAGCGUCACUUCCAGAGACAGACAUUACCCUGAUGACUCCCACUACGGAGACCUCCAGGACGACCACGGCCCGUACACCAACGGUAGUUAUGGUGACGGUUACAGCGAGGGCAGAAGGACAACUCGACGCCGUUUGCUUCCUGCCACGCCCAUGGGUCGGAAACCGUCCUUCAACAUCCAGUGUCUGAGGCGGCAGGGCAGCAGUGAUGACCUGCCGAUUCCUGGGACCUACCACCCAACAUCCCCACCACGCCGCUCUCGACCUCAGCAGGCUUUGGGCAGCUACGACUCCCGGCAUUCCUCAGGACGGUCUGCAGCGGCGGCAUCGGUGUCCUGGGCCAAGCCGUGUCCUCGCCGGGGACGCCUGCUCUACGCUCCGCUCAUCCUGGUGGAGGAGGAGGGCAGCCCACCGUGGGGAGGAGGGCUGCACCCGGAGGGUAAGAACGGUGGACCAGUCAGAGGAGCGGGAGAGGGAGCACCUUGGUACGGUGGCCCUGCUGGAACAUCGGCUCCGCCCCCUUACAGAGCAUACACCACCCUCCGUGUUCCCUCUCAGCUCGGCGCCCCAUUCGCAGAUAAACGAGGGUCAGCGGACAGCCUGGUGGAGGCGGUUCUGAUCUCAGAGGGGCUCGGCCUGUACGCCCGGGAUCCAAAGUUUGUUGCGUUUGCCAAGCGCGAAAUUGCAGACGCGUGUCACAUGACGGUGGAUGAGAUGGAGUCGGCCGCCAGCGACCUACUCAGCUCUGGGAGCCAUGACUUCCUGAACACCACUGCCGACGACCCCGCCGCACUCUACAGCGAUGAGGAGCCAAUCAGAACCAGCUGCGAGGAGGAGGAGCUAGCCGAUGAAAUGGCCUGCGUGACAACAUUCUGAGGAUCCAGGGGGCGGAGCAUCCAAGAGCAACAAAGCUUUCAGCUGGCCAAUGAGAGAGAAGAGGCGGGGCUUUUUCUGGGUGCAGAUUAAUAGGAGAGUCUUGUUCUUUUAAAGAUCAAAAAGAAAAGGAAACCAAAACAGGAAGUAAGAAAUUUAAGGAACUUGGGAGGGAGAAAGCAGCAAGCUAGUGGUUAGAGCAGUGCGCUGUGCUCUGAAAAGGUUGAAAGUACCCGGUUUAAUCCCUACAGCCUGCACUCUGGGUUCCUGAGCAAGACCGUUAAGCCCACACUGCUCGCCGGGCGCCGCACAAUGGCAGCCCACUGCUCCAGAAGGGGAUGGGUCAAAACGCAGAGACUGAUUUUCCCCUAAUGUGGGAUAAUAAAGGGAUUUACAUUACAUUAAAUAUUUCUGUAGCUGGUUUGAAAAGUCACUGGAAGUCCAAAAACAGCGAUAACAUUUAGCUAACGCUAACUGGAGCCGACUCGGUGAGGGAGCUGCUUGGUGACUGGUUGUCAUGGUGACUCCCUCCCUCCCUGAUGGAGGCCUGGGUGGUGCUUAAGCACCAAACUGUCGCUGUGUGGAAACUAAGC
This is a messenger RNA of Cyprinodon tularosa, 6990 nucleotides long. It is a transcript of the gene cacna1fb, whose product is annotated as calcium channel, voltage-dependent, L type, alpha 1F subunit. The transcript is spliced from 51 exons. The coding region runs from base 224 to 6400 and encodes 2058 amino acids. The record is from RefSeq and is a predicted model, not a curated record. Lineage: Eukaryota; Metazoa; Chordata; Actinopteri; Cyprinodontiformes; Cyprinodontidae. Gene Ontology annotation, molecular function: high voltage-gated calcium channel activity. Gene Ontology annotation, cellular component: voltage-gated calcium channel complex; membrane. Gene Ontology annotation, biological process: calcium ion import across plasma membrane.